AUGAGGCUCUAUUUGAUUCUCCUUCCGCUCUUAAUUCUGAUAACGUGCACGGAUCUGUCAGAGGUGGAUGAAGUUCCAGUGGAGGUCAUCGCUGACAGCUCCCCCUGCAGCGCUACCUGUGGACUGGGGAUUAAAACCCAAACCCUCUGUUUGCUCAAAGACAGCAAGACCGCACUGGAGGAUCAAGCAAAGAUACCACCCACUCAGCAGGAGUCAGAGGACUGCCGGGUCCGUAAAGUGAGGUGUCUGGAGUCCUGGCAGUGUGGACUGACCACCAUGACGGUCAUGUCGGGGCAGAAAGUGGAGAUCGACUGUCUGGGAGAAGUGAUGGAGGCGAUGGGAAGGUUCUCCUGGAGGGUGUCGUGGCGCUACGCCAGAGGCAUAAUCACCUCUGACGACUCCCUCUUCCAGCGCUGGGAGGCCCCCCAUCUGGACCGGGUGGUCAUGGAGUCGGUCAGGGAGGAGGACGCAGGUACCUAUCGCUGCGAUGUGCAGGACACCAGCCUCCGGAGAGUGAAAAGGAUCUACUGGGGGGUCAGGGUUUUACCCAUUGGGAUUUUCAGCCUGGACCUGCAAAGCUCUGUGGCCCGACAGGAAAAAGCUGAAAGUCUACAGAAGAUACCUGCAAUGGAAGUGUUGCUUUAUCUGGAGCGCCACCCGUUCCAUAAAACGCACCGGAUGGACAAAUGGGAUCCCAGCGGUCAUCACCUCACAGGGUACCGUCCAGGGUGUCCCCCGCCUCUGGCCCACUAUCAGCCCUACUAG
Molecule: messenger RNA, 765 nt
Organism: Menidia menidia (Atlantic silverside)
Lineage: Eukaryota; Metazoa; Chordata; Actinopteri; Atheriniformes; Atherinopsidae
Source: the annotation of a GenBank genome assembly